Symbiodinium sp. CCMP2592 is the source of this 1629-nucleotide messenger RNA. The record is from the annotation of a GenBank genome assembly. Lineage: Eukaryota; Dinophyceae; Suessiales; Symbiodiniaceae.
AUGCGCGAUCUUUCUGAAUCCCACAACGCAGCAUCCGGUGAUUACUCGCCAGAGUUGUCCGCAGAUGUAGCACAGCUCUUCAUUCCUGGCACAGGAGGUUCUGGCACCGUCCCUAGGCGAUCGGAGGAUUUGCUGGUCGAUGUGCCACCUGAGCUGGUGCGAGGAGUGCCCAUGAGCAGCAUCUUAAGACGCUUUGGGCUCGAAUGGAGAAGGGGCAGUGAACCAGGAUCCUUCUUAUGGAGGCCGGCACUAUCCAAGCAGACGCAGCGCUACAGCUUCUUCUUCAGUCAUGAUUGGGAAACAUCCGGGUGGAUGAAAUACUUGUCACUGGUGAUCUACUUCAACAGCCGUGCAGCCGCAACAGCGACGUGUGUCACGAGCGUGGUUCUGGGUGUCCUAGAUGACCCAAAGAAGAAAAGUCAAUGCAUUUAUGCCCUGGCCUCCUUCCUGAACAAAUCCGACGAGCUCAUCGUGCUGUGGUCUCCGAGAUACUGUCGCCGGUUGUGGUGUAUGUACGAGAUUGCCUGCUUCCUGAUUAAGCGCAAGGACGCCCACCGAAUCAAGUUCUUGCCAGUGCAAAUUUCUGUUAUAUGGAUCCUGACUUACUUUGCUGUGACAACGACAUGGCUGUCCUUCCUGCUGCUCCAACGGCACGGGAACGAGCUCUUACGCAAUUGGCAUGACGACACCGGACGGAUCAUCAAUGUUGGCGUACUGAUUGCAAUUCAGGUUGGUGUCCUCUAUCCGCCCCUGUUUUAUCUCAUGAACCAGAUGCUGUUCGACAUGGCCCAGUUGCCCACCCAGCUGCAAAGUUUCGACAUCGAGACCGCCGAAUGCUUCUGCUGCUCCAACAAUCAUCGACAAUCUGUGACUGGAGAGCAGAUCCAGUGCGACCGUGAGCUCAUCUAUGGCGUAUUGCAGCUGUGGUCGUCCGGCUACACUGUGUUGGAGGAAGGGAGUGCGCGGCGGAUCCAGCAUGUCUUCAAAAGCCAUCUGGACAAGCACUUGCGAGAGUCGGUUGAGCAGGCCUUUACACACAGUGGGAUUCUCAUGCGCCCGUUGAUGUCUGCCGCUGCGAUCGGUUCCUUUCCCUUUUUGUGCGACUUUAUUGGCAAGGAGGGUGCCAAAGUAGUUCAAGUCUGGCCUCGUGCGAAGCCGAUCAACAACUUUGGCCUCGCGGUCUACAUGUUGUUUUGUAUGCCGAUCUUCCUCCGCAGUCUUCUGAUGCUAGGCAGAGCCAGCACUUCGUGGUGGAGGCGGUCUUGGUUUAGGUAUAUAGUUGUCGCUUGCCAAGCGGUGUCCUUGCUCCUCCUCAGCUUGUUGUGGAUCGUGGGCUAUCUGGUCUGCAUCGCAGUCAGCAAGGACAACUGGACGGUGUUGACAUCUCCCCUGGAUCCCUUGCCCCUGUACUUGCUCAGCUUGGUGGCCUUGUGUAGCGUGAUCUUCGGUCUUCGUCAUCUAUGUCCCUGCCGGAAGUCGGUCAUCAUCGGAGGCGCACCUAUACAAGAUGGCAAGACGUCGGCACCGCAGGUGUCAUUGGAGUUGUCUGAUGCCAACGACCUGCAGGUGCCGGAACUGAUGGCCUCUGCAACCGACGUGUCGGAAGAGUCCUCUACUUUCGAAAUUUGA